This is a messenger RNA of Schizophyllum commune H4-8, 675 nucleotides long. Its product is annotated as thioredoxin-like protein. Bases 7 to 675 code for a protein of 222 amino acids. Gene Ontology annotation, molecular function: oxidoreductase activity. Lineage: Eukaryota; Fungi; Basidiomycota; Agaricomycetes; Agaricales; Schizophyllaceae. The transcript has 3 exons. The record is from RefSeq and is a predicted model, not a curated record.
GCCAUCAUGUCCGACGACAAGGUCAUCGUCUUCGAAGUCUUCUACGGCGUCUCCUCUCCAUGGGCACUUCUUGGUGCACCCAGAGUCGAAGAAAUCGGCAAGAAGUACAACCUGACCGUGCAUUUACGCCCCAUCGUCAUCAUCGAAGCAAACGGGGGAAUUCCGCUACGCACGAGAACAGAAGCACGUCAGGACUACCAUGCUCUUGACCUAGCGCGCUGCGCGAAGAAGCUAGGCGUACCGAUGGUUCCCAAGCCCAAGUACUACCCCCCUCCGCCGGGCGGCAUAUCACUCGCUGCGCAAGCCAUCAUUCGCGUCCAGAAGAUGUUGGGCCGUGGGCACCCGCUCGCGCUGGCGUUUAGCUACGCCAUACAGCGCUGCAUAUGGAUCGACGAGGGCAACUACUGCGAUAUCGAGGUCCUGAAGUCCCUUGGCCGCCAAGUGGGCCUUCCUGAGAACGUCGUCGACCAGGCCAUCAUCGACCGGAGAGGUGACCCUGAGGACGAGGGCGUCAAGGAGUGGCAACAGAACCUGAAGGACGCGGAAGCCAUUGUAGGCAUCUUCGGGACGCCCAACUACGUUGUCAACGGGGAGAUCUUCUGGGGUCAAGACCGACUGGACUUUGUCGAAGACCGCAUCAAAGAGCUGCUGGCGGCCGGCUACAAGGCGACGUAG